Molecule: messenger RNA, 5705 nt
Organism: Arachis stenosperma
Lineage: Eukaryota; Viridiplantae; Streptophyta; Magnoliopsida; Fabales; Fabaceae
Exons: 14
Coding region: 132-5171 (1679 amino acids)
Biological process (GO): protein phosphorylation; recognition of pollen
Molecular function (GO): ATP binding; protein serine/threonine kinase activity
Source: RefSeq, a predicted model, not a curated record
UCAAUAAACCAACCAUUUAUUUAACUUAUCUAAGAUGGAGAAACUUAUUGUCUUUGUGAUUGAAAAACUUGUUCACAAUCAUCUUCCAAACUUUUCUAUCCAACCAAGAACUUUAACUGUUUCAUGUAAUUAUGAUGUUACUUCACUUCAUCAAAGUUGACAUGCACAUACCAGUUUUGCUGCUACUAACACUUAGCUUCUGCCAUGUUGCGAAUUCCUUAUUAGACACCAUAACCUCCUCAAAUUACAUCCUUAAGGACCCUGAAACCUUAAGCUCCAACAACACUUUGUUCCACCUAGGAUUCUUCACCCCUUCUAACUCAUCAACCUUGUCCUACCUCGGAAUUUGGUACAUGUCCAAAUCCUCUGUGGUCUGGGUUGCCAACAGAAACCAACCUAUAAAGGAUUCUUCUUCAGGGCAUCUCAAAAUAUCUGAGGAUGGAAACCUUGUUGUCAUGAACCAACAGAAGCAGAUUCUUUGGUCAACAAACAUCACAAAUAUUACAUCCAACACAACGGCACAGCUUCAGAACACCGGAAACCUUGUGUUGCAAGAAAUCACCACAGGAAGGAUCCUUUGGCAGAGUUUCCAGCACCCUGCAGAUACUAUCUUGCAGAAAAUGGAGCUUAGCACCAAUGAGAUUACCGGCCAGAGAGUGAAACUCACCUCAUGGAGAACUCCUAAUGAUCCAUCCAUAGGAGACUUCACUAUGAGUCUUGAACCCCUUAACAUCCCUCAAGUGUUCAUAUGGAGAGGCACUCAACCUUAUUGGCGAAGCGGUCCAUGGAACGGUCAAGUUUUUAUUGGGAUACCUACUAUGAACACAAACUAUCUUGACGGGUUCUCCUUAGAUGGUGAAGGUCAAACCAACGGCACUUACUACCUCUCAUACAACUUUGCGAAUGUGUCAAUGAUGUAUGUGUUGAGUUCUGAUGGAAACCUUCAUGAAACCUAUUGGGAUUAUGCAAAGAGAGAUUGGAUUGUGGACUGGUCUGCUGUAAGCUCUGUGUGUGAUGUUUAUGGAGAGUGUGGUCCCUUUGGAAGCUGUGAUCCUAAAAAUUCACCUAUCUGCAGCUGUUUGAGAGGGUUUGAGCCAAAGAAUGCUCAAGAGUGGAAUAAACAAAACUGGAGCAGCGGUUGUGUGAGGAAGAAGCCUCUGCAGUGUGAUGAGAGAGUUAGAAAUAAUGGAAGUAGUGAUGGGUUUGUGAAGCUGCAAAAUGUCAAGGCUCCAGAUUUUUCACAGUGGUUGUCUUCCAUUGCUUAUGAUUGCAGAACUGAGUGCUUGGCAAAUUGCUCUUGCAUUGCAUAUGCUUAUGAUUCUGGCAUUGGCUGCAUGUUAUGGUGUGGAAACUUGAUUGACAUACAGCAGUUCUCAAUGGGAGGAAUUGAUCUUUACAUUCGAGUUCCCUCUUCGGAACUUGAGAAGAAAAAUCACACACUGAUCAUAGUUCUUUCGGUCAUAAUAGCAAUGGCUCUUGUUGUGGCUUGCGCAUAUAUCUUGAGGAAAAGGGCAAUCAGAGGAGUGAAAGCACUUCAAAGAAUUCAGAGAAGAAGUUAUGUUAAUGAUACAAGUCAAGUUGAACUUCCGGAGAAUUCACUAUUUGAGCUUGAAAAGCUUGCUACUGCAACAAACAACUUCCACUCCAAUAAUAAGCUAGGACAAGGUGGUUUUGGAUCUGUAUAUAAGGGUAGAUUGGAAGAUGGACAGGAGAUAGCAGUUAAAAGACUUUCAAAAACAUCUGGACAAGGUGUAGAAGAAUUUAUGAAUGAAGUUAUGGUAAUAUCAAAACUUCAACAUCGAAAUCUUGUCAGACUUCUUGGAUGUUGCAUCGAAAGAGAUGAAAAGAUUUUGAUCUAUGAAUACCUACCAAACAGAAGUUUGGAUGCACAUAUAUUUGAUCCGCCUAAACAAAAGGUAUUAAAUUGGGAAAAACGUUUUAACAUACUCGAAGGAAUCGCUCGAGGUCUACUUUAUCUUCACAGAGAUUCUAGAUUAAAGAUUAUACACAGAGACUUGAAAUUAAGUAAUAUAUUGUUAGAUGACGAGUUAAAUCCGAAAAUAUCAGAUUUUGGUAUGGCAAAAAUUUUUGAGAAUACUGAAAAUGAGGCCAAUACCAGAAGAAUUGUUGGAACGUUUGGUUAUAUAUCACCAGAAUAUGCUCUACAAGGACUAUUUUCAGAAAAAUCAGACGUAUUUAGUUUCGGAGUUUUACUUUUGGAGAUUAUGAGUGGCAGAAAAAAUAGCAGCUUUUAUGAGAAUGUUGAAUCUUUGAGCCUUUUGGGGUUUGCAUGGAAAUUGUGGAGAAAUGACAACAUAGCAUCACUAAUAGAUCCAGAAAUAUCAAAUCGAAGCAAUAAAGAAGACAUAACGAGGUGCAUACAUAUUGGUCUUUUGUGUGUACAAGAACUUGCAAGCUAUAGGCCUACUAUGACUGCAGUAAUUUCGAUGCUUAAUAGUGAGACUGUUAAUCUUCCUCCUCCCAAACAGCCAGCAUUCAUUCAAAUACAGACUAUGAUAGAUGUAGAGUCUUCUCUUAGAAAUGAUGGAGCAUGUUCCAUCAAUUACACGAGUCUAACAAGCAUCCAAGGAAGAUACACGAAACUAAUCAAAUGUCAGCGCAUUGUAUACUUUGAAUCAAAUCAAGCAAAACCAGAUCUUCCUCCACUCUCAAAACACAUUCAUUCAUUCAUUCAUCUCUCAGUGAUGGUUAUGGGACAAAGUAGUCACUUUAUAAACACACAAGUUUUGCUAACACUUUGCUUUAGUUUCUUCCUACAUGAUGCUGGAAGUUCCUUAGACACCAUCACUUCCUCUUACAUCCUUAAAGCCCCCGAAACUUUAAGCUCUAAUGAUGGUAUGUUCCAUCUAGGAUUCUUCACCCCUACCAACUCCACCUUUUCCUACCUCGGAAUCUGGUACAUAACCAAACCUCCUUUGGUGUGGGUUGCCAACAGAGACCAACCAAUAAAGGAUUCUUCUUCUUCUUCCUCUGCUGUGCUCAAGAUAUCUAAAGAUGGAAACCUUGUUCUGCUGAAUUCACAAGAUGACAUCCUUUGGUCUACAAAUGUGUCCAAUAUUUCAUCUAACACAACGGCUAAGCUUCUGAACACCGGAAACCUUGUGCUGCAAGAAAACGUGACAGGAAGGAUCCUAUGGCAGAGUUUCCAACACCCCACAAACGCUUUCUUGCAGGGAAUGGAACUCAGCACCGGUAACAUCAGCGGCGGCCAGAGAACAAAACUCACCUCGUGGAAAAGUCAUGAGGAUGCAUCCAUUGGGGAAUUCUCGAUGAGUCUUGAACGCCUGAAUAUCCCGGAAGUGUUGGUGUGGAGAGGGAGCCAACCUCACUGGCGUAGUGGUCCAUGGAAUGGUCAAAUCUUUCUGGGGAUACCUGACAUGGCAACCAACUAUCUUUUCGGGUUUUACUUAAGUCAAGAUAACGGCAAUACUAAUUACUAUCUUGCUUACAACUACGGAAAUCAUACUUUUCCUGUAUACUACUUAUUAAGUGUUGAUGGAAAUGUAUACGAAGUAUCUUGGGAUCCUGAAAAGAGAGAUUGGUAUAUCUCCUGGUUAGCUAUAAAUUCAGAGUGUGAUGUGUAUGGCAAGUGUGGAGAGUUUGGAAUUUGUGAUCACAGGAGCUCUCCGAUUUGCAGGUGUUUGAGAGGGUAUAAGCCAAGGAAUGAUGAGGAAUGGAGCAAACAGAACUGGAGCAGCGGUUGUGUUAGGAAGGAACCUUUUCAGUGUGAGAGUGAGAGUGUCAAAAAUAACAAAGAAGAUGGAUUUGUGAAGAUGCAGAAUGCCAAGGUUCCAGCCUCUAUCUUGUGGUCGUAUGCUGCUGAGGACGAUUGCAAAGCUGAGUGCUUAGGCAACUGCUCCUGCACAGCAUAUGCAUAUGAUGCUGGCACUGGCUGCAUGUCCUGGAUUGGAAGCUUAAUUGAUCUUCAGAUAUUCUCAACUGGAAGAACUGAUCUUUACAUUCGAGUUCCCUAUGCAGAGCUAGGUGAAGACAAGAAAAAUGUCACAGUGGUCAUUGCAGUGUCAGUGAUAGUAGGAACCACUAUCAUUCUCGCCUGUGCUUAUAUCUUCUGGAAAAGGAUUCAAAUCAGAGAUAGAGUGAAAAACAAACUAAGGAGAGAAGACAAUGACCUAGUAAAACUCCCAGAGCUUUCCCAAUUUGAGUUUGAAAGACUUGUUGCUGCAACAAAUAACUUCAAUCUAUCUAAUAAGCUAGGAGAAGGAGGUUAUGGACCAGUAUAUAAGGGAACAUUGGAAGAUGGACAGGAAAUAGCAGUGAAAAGGCUUUCAAGAUCAUCCGGGCAAGGAUAUGAAGAAUUUAUGAAUGAGGUUAUGGUAAUAUCAAAGCUUCAACAUCGCAAUCUUGUUAGACUUUUUGGAUGUUGUAUAGAAGGAGAAGAGAAGAUUUUGAUCUAUGAGUACAUGCCAAACAAAAGUCUAGAUGCAUAUAUGUUUGAUCAAUCAAACCAGAUACUGAAUUGGGAAAAACGUUUUAGUAUAAUCGAUGGAAUAGCUCGGGGUUUACUUUAUCUUCACAGAGAUUCUAGACUGAAAAUUAUACAUAGAGAUUUGAAGUUGAGUAACAUACUGCUUGAUGAAGAGUUAAAUCCAAAAAUUGCGGAUUUUGGCCUGGCAAAAAUUUUUAGUCGAACCGAAGAUGCAGUCAAUACUAGAAGAGUUGUUGGAACAUACGGCUAUAUGUCACCAGAAUAUGCUAUGGAAGGACUAUUUUCAGAGAAAUCUGAUGUAUUUAGCUUUGGUGUUUUGCUGUUGGAGAUUGUGAGUAGAAGAAAAAAUACCAGCUUUUGUGAAGAUUCUAAAUCUUUGAGCCUCUUGGGAUUUGCAUGGAAUUUAUGGAAUGCUGAUAACACUGCAUCUUUAAUAGAUCCAGAAAUAUCAAGUUCAUGCAACAUAGAAGAUAUAAAGAGGUGCAUACAUAUUGGUCUUUUGUGUGUGCAAGAACUUGCAAGAGAUAGGCCUACAAUGACUGCAGUGGUUUCAAUGCUUAAUAGUGAGACUGUUAAUCUUCCUUCUCCCAAGCAGCCAGCAUUCGUUCAGAGGCAGACUCUGCUGGAUAUAGAGUCUUCUAUGACAAGUGAUGGAUUAUGCUCCAUUAAUAAUGUGAGCCUAACAGAUGUCCAAGGAAGAUAAAACACUUUGUUUGGGAUACAGCAAAAUUCUGAACAAUAAUGUGACACUAACAAAUAUUCAAAGUUUAUUUUAAGAAAAAUCUCAUGUAUUUUGCAAGGAUGCAGAAUCUUUCAGUCUUUUCAGGAUCUGUAAGCUUCUCAUGUUAGUUACCUUCCUUUUCAAAUUAAAAGUCAGUAUUUAAUUUUGAUGAUGUCAUGCAGACUUUAAAGCUUAAGCAAGUUCAUGUUUGUAAAUUUUUGCAGGCAUAGAAUUUAUGGAAUGCUGAUAAGGUUACAUCUGUAGUGGAUCCAGCAGUAUCAAGUUCAUGCGACUUCAAAGUCGAAUAAAAAAAAUAACUAGAAAAAUAGUUAGCUAGCAAAGAUUUUUUCUUUAAUACUAGUUAAUGACUUCAAAAUAGCAAAUUGUAUAUUUUAAACGAGUGGGGUUAAGCGACUAAAGUGCGAUAUUUCUUUCCCUGAAGAAACAGCUAUGAUAAGCUUAAAACUUAAAAGCCUUCAAAUUAUUUGCAGUGAAGAUAUAUAUUUAAAUUACAAA